AUGGUUCUAGCGGGACCCGAUGCGAUGGGAGCCCCCACGAAAGAUUUAUCGUGGUUGUCGGCCAAUGUCGUCUUUGCAAACUCUAGGAUUCAACCCAUUUUCAAGUCCACUUCAUUACCAUCCGCUGUUAUUUGGGCUAAGGAAAUACUACUACUGAGGACGGCCUUUAAUUUCCAAAAUCGAUUAUCCAGGGGCGUUAUCAAGGGAAAUGAUGGUGGGGAUUCGCCAUUUUGGUGGUAUAACCCGUCUUUAAGAUGUCAAAAGCACGUUUGUAUUCGCACUGAAUUCGCCUUCAGGCGUUGGAUGAUGCCAAUGAUCAAACAAUCUCAUAUACUCUAUCGCCCUUGCUGCCCCUCCCCAACUCGUGAUUUCCAUUCCCUGCAAAUAUCCCAACCAUAUUUGCUCGGCUCAUGGCUGGCAUUUAAUUGGAACCAAUUCUUGUCGCCUAAAAACCCUGAUAUCCAGUUGCGCAGCCGGAACCCUGAUCAACGACAAGGAAGCUACCGAAUCCGCUUUCAAAUGGAAAUAGUUGGAAUACAUUUCUCCUCGCUAAGCUGUGAUCCCAAUACCACUAUUCUUUUACGACUUGAAACUUCUGUCAAAGACACGCCAAAAUGGCCAGCCUAG
Messenger RNA from Histoplasma capsulatum G186AR, 627 nucleotides. RefSeq lists its product as uncharacterized. The record is from RefSeq and is a predicted model, not a curated record. Bases 1 to 627 code for a protein of 208 amino acids. NCBI's taxonomy places the organism in Eukaryota, Fungi, Ascomycota, Eurotiomycetes, Onygenales, Ajellomycetaceae. The transcript is spliced from 4 exons.